ACCACCGGUACCUUAUCACGACAAACACCACUGAUUAUACUUGUGGACGCCAGCUCGCCGCAGGCAAAUACUCUCAAUUGACUUUUGCUUUCACGCGUGCCUGAAGGUUUAUUGUACAAGUUCUUUGGGCUGUUCAACCAGCAUCAAGCCGCCAAGAUGGGUGUCGCGAAAAAGACAAGAAAGUUUGGCGCAGUAAAACGCAUGAUCGGAAAGCGCGAUGAGCGCCUAAAGAAGCCCAAAGUCCCCGAAGGCGGCAGCGGCAAGGCCAAGGCCGGCCCGAGCACAUCCGCCCCCGGCGCCGGCGAGCCCGUCCGACAAGUCACAGCCGCACCUAAGGGUCUCUUCUUCAGCCACAACGAGAACAUCGUGCCGCCAUAUAACGUGCUGGUCGAUACGUCCUUCAUCACCCACACCGUCGGCGCCAAGAUCGAGCUGCUCGAGGGCCUCAUGGACUCGAUGUACGCCACUUGCCGACCCAUCAUCACCGAUUGCGUUAUGGCUGAGCUCGAGAAGCUGGGGCCAAAGUACCGCAUAGCGCUCAGGAUUGCUCGCGACGAGAGGUGGGAGAGGCUCAAGUGUGACCACAAGGUUUACGCCGACGACUGCUUGGUGGACAGAGCCGUCAAGAACCGUAUCUACAUAGUGGCCACCAACGAUAGGGAUCUCAAGAGGAGGAUACGCAAGAUUCCGGGUGUGCCUAUAGUCACUUGCGGCCGGAAGAAGUACUUGGUCGAGGGCCUACCUGGUGCACCGACGAAAUGAGCGAGGUUGGUAGUCGACAAGUCUUGACGUGUUUGUGGAAGCAGGGUGGGCAAACUGCAGCACCCGAUAUACGUUGUGGGUUUCAAGCAGAUCGACUGUGCCGUGCCUUGUGCUCGAGCGCUAUGGUUGUAUGAUGCUUGUCUUUACACUGCUUCAUCAUGUUGGUGGGUACAAAAACAUUUGUGAACUUGGAGGUAAAAGAUCGGGGGAUGCAAGCACACAGAGCGACAACGUGUUGCUUUUCGCAGCCCAGUCAGGAUGGUGCGAAGCUACCGCAAAGAGCUAAUGUGGCUAACCAGGAGCCGGAGAAGUAACUGGAUAGAUUUCCUAUUCUCGGUCCGUCGCGUCCCUGUAUGAUUACCUCAAGAUACCCAUCCAUAAUUCUGAUGACCUUAUGCUGCUCUUAACAUGUCGAAUAAAAUAAACUGUGUCAAACAAAACAGUUGAUCACUAUAAUGCGUAUAUUUGGGCAACAUGGUAUCAUGGCAAACAAAACCCAAGACUUAACUGAUG
This is a messenger RNA of Pyricularia oryzae 70-15, 1275 nucleotides long. Its product is annotated as rRNA-processing protein FCF1. The record is from RefSeq and is a predicted model, not a curated record. The transcript has 2 exons. NCBI's taxonomy places the organism in Eukaryota, Fungi, Ascomycota, Sordariomycetes, Magnaporthales, Pyriculariaceae. The coding region runs from base 157 to 762 and encodes 201 amino acids. Gene Ontology annotation, cellular component: small-subunit processome; nucleolus.